Molecule: messenger RNA, 6277 nt
Organism: Onthophagus taurus
Lineage: Eukaryota; Metazoa; Arthropoda; Insecta; Coleoptera; Scarabaeidae
Gene: Nup214
Product: nuclear pore complex protein Nup214
Biological process (GO): protein import into nucleus; RNA export from nucleus
Cellular component (GO): nuclear pore
Molecular function (GO): structural constituent of nuclear pore; protein binding
Source: RefSeq, a predicted model, not a curated record
GACAUGAAUAAGUCAAAACACCUAACCUAUAAAAGCGCGCUUUUGGCUUUUGUAUAUACUUUUUAUCACUCUCCUGACGUAGUCAUAAUUAACUUUAAAGUCAGAGUUUGAUUAAAUAAAGAAUGGCAAAAACUGCCCCUUCGCCGAUAGAUGUUGUGGAUUUUCAAUUCAAAUUACAGUGCAUAUUGAAAGCUUUUGAAAAUGAUAGCCAUGAAACGUUCAAAUUACCGUGUAGUUUAGUUUGUUCUGCAAGCAGAUAUGGUUUAUUAUUCGUCGGGACUUCAACGCCAAAAUUUCAAGUCAUUCAGAUUCAAGAUAUACAAAAUUACGCUGUUAAAGAUGGUCAUGUUAGUAAUUAUAAAAGAAGAUACAUUAAUUUACCCAGUAAUCCAAGAUAUCUUGGUGUCAAUUGUGACUCGACGAAACUCUGUGUUAUUGUUGAAAAAGAUGGUUGUGUUAAAGCCGUAAUAUAUGAUGUAGUCUCAUUUUUAAAACAAAAUGUUGUAAUUUUGCAAGAAAUUCGUCUCUCAACUACCCCAGGAGUAAACAUUCUUGAUAUAUGUUGGAAUCCAGGUGUGCCGUCAAUGUUAGCAGUUUGUAAAGAUGAUGGAAGUUUAGGUUUAUAUGAUGUUAAAGAAAAUGGUAUUGAAAUCAAAGAAUUACCAAAAACAACAGGUUGCACAUGUUCAUGUUGGAGCCCCAAAGGGAAACAACUUGUAGUUGGAACUGCAAAUGGCAAAUUAACACAAUACAAACUCGAUUUGCAAGUAGCAAAAAGUAUUAAUCCACCCCCAAUUAAUGGAAAUCCACAACCAAUAAGCUUACAAUGGAUUUCAAAUUAUCAAUUUAUUGGUGUUUAUAAAACUGUAGGAGAAGAUGUACAAAUGAGUUUAAUUGUUGUUGAUGCUCCUAAAGCUGGUGAAACAACAUAUACAAAUUAUGAUGAUGUUUGUUAUAGUUAUGGCAACUCUAGACCACAUCAAUUUUAUAUGUUACAACAACCUCUUUGGAAUAUUUUACUUGUGGCAUCCUCAAAUAGCAUGGAAGUUGGUGUGAUGCAUUUAGAUAAAGAUUCAUGGACACAAUGGAUAUUAACAGAUUCAGCUAGAGCUGAACUUCCUCUAAAUGCUAUAAAACAAGACACUCUACCUGUUGGAUUAGGAUUUGAUAUAUCAUCAGUUAAACCACUUCCGUGGGGCGAAGGAGAAUUACCACCAAUGCCAUAUUUGUUUUUGUUAUCUCAUCAAGGGGUUUUGUGCUGUUUCUCUAUAAUUAAUUUGAAAGAAGGGGUACCUAAAUUAUGUACACCACCGGAACCUUUAACUGAUCUUAGUGGAUUGGUUCACUUUACAAUUGGAGAUAAUGAAAGUGUUCGUAUUCAAACAACAUCAACAAACCUUGUAAAACCAACGCCUGUGGCUCAAAUUGGAUUACAACAACAACAACAGGCAAAAAUUCCCGCUUUUGGAGCUUCAACUCCACCUGCAUGGGGCAAUCUUACUUCUCCAGUAUCAAUUGCGACUCAAAAAACGGCCCAAACACCUACAUUUUUUAAUAAGCCUGCUACUGGCGUUCAAAAUAUUUUAGGUGCACAACCUCAAACAAUUAUAACACCUGUUAUUGAAAUCAAAAAAGCCGAAAAUGUUCAAGAAAACAUUCAAAAACCGAUUACUCCACAAACAAUGCCUCAAACAACCCCUGGUUUGCAACAACAAAAUGCGCUAUUUGGUAUGACUACGAAAGCGCCAUCUCAACCUUCAUGGGCUUUUACUCCUCCUCAAACAACAUUAGUCCCCCAAAAAGCGCCACAACCUCCCACAACAACAUUUUUUAACAAACCCAUUACACAAAAUAUUUUUGGUACUCAACCUCAACCAGUUGUUGAAUCACAAAAAGUUGAUUCUACCCAAGAAAAUCUUCAAAAAGCCUUUGGUCCUAAAACAGUUGUGAGUGCAGUGGAACCAAAAGAAACAUCUGGUAUCAAAACUCCCCCAGCUGGAAUACCCGCCAUAAAUGAGGAAACGGAAAAAUUACUUGCCCAAAUGAUGAAAGAAGAAUGUAUUAAUUUAGAAAUGGAAAUCAAAGUGUUAAUGGCAGGAAGUAAUAUUAAGAUUGAUUUUGGGGCUGACUCUGAAACUGUGAGUUUCAUUGAAGGGGCUACAGCCUUACAAGAUUUUUUAAAAGAAAUGGAUGAAACUAGUUCAACUCAAGCAGCUGAGAUUCAUGCUUUAAAACAAAAUAUGAUUCAAACUUGGGUGUGGUAUGAAGAAGCAAGAUCCAGGUACGCAACUUAUAAAGAUCCAGCUUUAAAAUCAUUGCUUGCACUUCAACCUUUAGACGCAGCGUCUGAAAGGAAAUUAGACGAAAUUCGCCGCAUGAUUUAUUAUUUAGAGUCGCAAUUAAUGCAAGCUAAUUCGGCUUUGGACGACCAAUGGGACGCUUUUCAAUCAUCUUGCAAAAGAAAAAUUAACACAAAAUCUUUAAGCAUUGAAUCUAUUUAUCAAGUGAUGGUAAAGCAAAAUGCUACGUUACAAAAACAGAUUUAUAUUCUUAAAGACAUCUCAAUGAGGAUUCGGGCGAAAUUACGCAGUUUAAACGCACCUCGUUUAUUGGUUAGUUUGGAUAAUACAGAACCGCUUGAGGAGCAACUAAAAAGUUUACACAUGGAGCCAAAAGAUUUGAUGGAAUUACGUUACGAAAAAGUGUUUAAAAAACAGCGGAAAUUGACGAAGGAACGUGAGGAUAAAUUGAAAGCUUGUUUUCAAAAUGGAAAUGUUUCACAUGUUGUUGUGCGAAAACCGCAAUUAAACAGUUUUAUGCAAAUGUCUGGAUUAGGCGUGAUUCCUUUUUCUCCAAUAGCGCCAAAGAAAAAUCAAGGUGAAGUAAAAAAACAUAUCGAUUUCGUACAAUCAACACCUUUAGUAAAAGUAACCCAAGAAAAAGAAAAUGUGUCAAGUCCAGCUGUUGUUAAUUUAUUUAAUAAACAAGAACAACAAAAUGUUGGAGGUGAUGUAAAGACUUCUGCAUUUGUGCCAAUGGUAAACACAAAGAAUAAUUUGUUUGGUAAUUUAGAUCAAAACAUUUCUACUAAGCAACAGAACUGGCAAAAACCUGUUGGGGAAACCGUUUCUAAACCACCAACGUUUAAUUUGGUAUCACAAAAUACAAACUUCAUGAUCCCCAAAUCUUCUAGUGGAAAUGUAGAUGCAAAUACGAAUGCUAUAUCGAAAUCGAGUACUUUCCCGCAAUUUGGAGCUUCACCCCAACCUUUCACUCUCCUAACAAAUAAAAUACCUGAAAAUAAAACACCAUCAACUACAAUUGAGUCUAAAACACCAGAAGCUACAACUUGGGAUAAUACCAAACCUUUUUCAUUUUUUGGACAAGGAUUGAAAACGACUUCUGAGAGUUCUCCCUUUAGUGGGAAUUUAUCUAAAUCAUUAUUUGGUGAUAAAUCAACUCCUUCAUCUCCGGAUGUUAACAAACCACCUAGUUUUGGGAACACACCGCAAAGCGGCAACGAUUUAAAAACAACUUUCACACAAAAUGUUUCAAAAACCGCUCCAAGUUUAUUUAAUCAAGGUUUUACAACAACCGUUUCAACAACACAAUCAGAAACAAAAAUGUUUACUUCACCAAGUACUUGGGUUGUUACAAGUACUAAUCAAGAAAAAGCAAGUAUAGUUUCAACAAAACCAACUUCAAGUAAUGUUACGGUACAAUCAAGUCUAUUUCCUACUUCAAAAUUAGAGCAAACAACACCUCAAACACCACCCACGCCUAUAAUUAAUAUACCUACUUUUAGACAAUCAACCACUACUGGCUUAACUUUUGGUAGUACUACAAUUACUUCUUCAGUAUCAGUACCUGUUUCAACAACAAAACCCCCUCCAAUUGUCCAAUCAAUCCAAUCAACAUUCCCAACUACCUCUCCAGUUGUCCCAACAGAUUCAGCAACUACAACACCAAGUACUACAACUUCAGUUAUGUCAGCAACCACUACAACGUCUACAGCAACUACAGUGUCAACCCCAAUGUUUGGAGUGACUACAACAACUUCAAUAUUUGGUCAAAAACCUUCAAUUUUCAGUCAACCAGUUGCAGAAGGACAAUCAAUAUUUGCAAAAACUGCUUCAAAUUUUGUCCAAAAUACACAAGCUACCACUGCAAACAAGACCCCUUCGAUAUUUUCAAAUACAGCAAUCACAUCAAGUUUUAAAUUCACUAAUGUUGCUGGAGAAACACCUUUUGGACAAACUACUGGUACAACUCCGGCAGUUGCGGACCAAGCCCCAACUAUAUUUGAAUCGGCCACAUCACCAUCUUUUGGACAAACCCCGACUACAGGUAGUCCUGCGCCAUCAGUUUCAAGUACUACUUCUAUUUUUGGGCAAGCCAUUUCUGCACCAACUAGUUUCGAGCAGAUUACUCCUCCACCUUCAACAACUAUACCUGCUUUUGGACAAACUACUCCUAGUACUUCGAUUGGUUUUGGAUCAACGGCGUUAACUCAAACAUCAACGUCAAGUGUUUUUGGUCAAACUCAAGUUAGUUCAACUCCAAGUGUGUUUGGACAAGCAACUACAGUACCACCUAGCGUUUUUGCCCAAACUAUAACUUCAACUUCUCCGACAAGCGUUUUUGGACAGACAGUAUCUACGCCAAGCGCUUUUGGUCAAACAACUUCUGUGCAAAGCGUUUUUGGGCAAUCCAAUGUUUUCCAACAGAAAACUUCACCUUCUAGUAUUUUCAGUUCUACACCUACAUCUGAUUUUGGAAAAGUAGCAAACCCCGCUUUUGGUGCAGCAUCAACUACGUCUACAGUGUUUGGCCAAUCUCAACAACAACCCACGUUCGGUCAACCUAAUACUUUAUUUGGUGGUACAACUACUGCUUCGAUAUUUGGUCAACCGACAUCAUCUUCUUCUAUUUUUGGUCAACCUACAACCUCUACUACUUCUAUUUUUGAACAACCGACAACGUCAACUUCUUCCGUUUUUGGGCAACCGACAACGUCAACAUCUUCUGUUUUUGGGCAACCAACAACGUCAACUUCUUCUGUUUUUGGGCAACCAACAACGUCAACUUCUUCUGUUUUUGGGCAACCAACAACGUCAACUUCUUCUGUUUUUGGGCAACCAACAACAUCAACUUCUUCUGUUUUUGGGCAACCAACAACGUCAACUACUUCUGUUUUUGGUCAACCUAUAACCUCAACGUCUUCAGUUUUUGGUCAAGCAGUAACAUCAACACCAUCAGUUUUUGGCCAAGCGGUAACAUCAACACCAUCAGUUUUUGGUCAAAGCUCAUUUGGUAGUAAUUCUAUAUUUAAGUCUUCGACAAAUAGUGUUUUUGGUGGAUCUUCUCCAUUUGGAUCAACUCCCACUACUUCAUCUGCAUUUGGAUCAUCGUCUCCGUUUGGAGCUUCUAACGUUUUUGGUGGAAACACAACAAAUAAUGUCUUUGGUAAAUCAAAUUUUGGUACGUCGGAUAAUUUAAAUUUUGGAAAUCUGAGUACGGGUGCGAACCCAACUCCGGCAACAUCGUCAUCUGUGUUUGGUGGCUCAUCUUUUAAUACGUUUCGAACAGCCGAUAAGGAGCAAUUUGGAGGAACAUCUACCAACGUAUUUGAACCUCCAACGACAUCAACUACACCCGUUUUUGGAGGUUCUCUUUUUAAUAAAUCCACACCAGCAUUUGGAGCGCCAGCCACAUUCGGUGCCGCCCCCACUUUCUCUCAACCUUCAGCGUUUGGAUCUUCGUUUAGCAAUACUUUUGGUAAUGCAAAUCAAUCGGCGGGGCCAUUUUCUGGGGGGGCAAGCACUCAAACCGUUAGUCAAAGCGGGUUUGGGUCUCCCACAACUUUCCAAAAACCAGCUUUCGGUUCUCCAUCCGCAUUCGGAGCGCAACCCACAGGAUUCGGAUCACCUGCAUCUUUCGGAGGAGCUGCUUUUGGAAAUGCACCUGCAUUCGGAAGUCCUAAUCGAGUUUUUGGUAGCAACGAAGGUUUCGGAGCUGCACCACAACAACAAAGUUCUACUUUUGCAAAUUUAGCUAAUCAACAAACUAUAGGAUUUGGAAGUGUUGCGCAACAAGCUGCUCCUGUAGAAAAUAUGCAACAGCCUUCAUUUACUGGGGGAUCAUCAUUUACAAGUUGGCGUUGAUGUUAAGAUUUAAAUUGCGAUUUGUUGCAAAUGGAAGAAAUAGUUUAGUAUAAAUAAUUGUUCUGCUCUUCUAUUUGCUUUUAAAAGAAUAAAAACAAUUUUUGUAUGUUAAA